UUAUUAUCAACCUCUGAAUAACGAAUUUAUCAACAUGUCAAUAAUUCCGAUUUCAACUUAAUUCACAGCUUAAAUUUGUUAAUUUUGUAUUUAAAUUAGAUAGUGAAUCUCAGACAUACUUAUCAAUUAAUAAUUGGUCGCAAGUUAAUACUUAAAAUUUGUUAUUUGCUGCUUCGCGAUAUGUUGAAAAGAGGUUUUAAGAUCGCUCUGAUACAGAUGUCAGUUGUUGGUGACAAAACAAAAAAUAUAGCUAAAGCAGUAACUGAGAUACAUAAGGCGAAAGAGUGUGGCGCACACAUAGUUGCUUUACCAGAAUGUUUCAAUUCACCAUAUGGAACCAAAUACUUCGAUGAGUACGCCGAAGAAGUGCCAUCUGGUGAGACGUGCCGCGCGUUAUCUCGCGCCGCGGCGGAGGCCGGCGUGUGCGUGGUCGGGGGGACGGUCCCCGAGCGGUGUGGGGACAAACUGUACAACACUUGCACUGUGUGGGAUGGAUCUGGGAAACUGCUGGCCCAGCAUAGGAAGUUGCAUUUAUUCGACAUAGAUAUACCGAACAAGAUAACAUUUAAAGAAUCGGAUGUCCUCAGCCCCGGGAGUCAGUUGACGACCUUCGAGUAUAACGGAGUGAAGAUAGGGAUCGGUAUCUGCUAUGAUCUCAGGUUCCCAGAGAUGGCUCAUCUUAUGGCUAAACAGGGCUGUUCGUUGUUAAUAUACCCGGGCGCGUUCAACAUGACAACGGGCCCGAAGCACUGGGAGCUGCUGGGGCGGGCUCGGGCCACGGACCAGCAGCUGUGGGUCGCGCUCGUGAGCCCCGCGCGGGACACGGGCGCGGGGUACGUGGCGUGGGGGCACUCGCUGCUCGUGGACCCGUGGGGCACGGUGCGUGGGGCACUAGACGAGGCAGAGGGCACUCUGAUGCGCGACAUCGAUUUGGCUGUAGUAGAAGAGGUCAGGAGCCAAAUCCCGAUCAGAGUGCAACGUAGAACAGAUCUCUAUGACACUAUACAAAAGUGCUAGAACCAAAGCCUUUAAACUUUAAAAGUAUAGAAUCAAGUUGCGAGCGAGAGAGCAAGUCUUUAAUAAGCAAUGUGAGAAAGAGAUGACUGCACUUAUUAAUUACUUUUUUAGUGGCAUAGAUUAUACCAGAGUUAUAUUUUGUUAUUCUUUACUCAUAUUUUUAGGGCACGGGAUACUUAUAUAUAAGGAGCCCAUUAUGAAUAUACAAUAAAGCAAUAAUUAUUAAUGUUUUUUGUAAAAUGUUUUUAUAAAUAAAAAAAUCAUGUUUUUUUU
Molecule: messenger RNA, 1290 nt
Organism: Colias croceus (clouded yellow)
Lineage: Eukaryota; Metazoa; Arthropoda; Insecta; Lepidoptera; Pieridae
Product: omega-amidase NIT2
Exons: 6
Coding region: 181-1017 (278 amino acids)
Biological process (GO): L-glutamine metabolic process; oxaloacetate metabolic process
Cellular component (GO): mitochondrion
Molecular function (GO): omega-amidase activity
Source: RefSeq, a predicted model, not a curated record